This is a messenger RNA of Magnolia sinica, 2572 nucleotides long. RefSeq names its product probable auxin efflux carrier component 1c. Gene Ontology annotation, biological process: auxin polar transport; auxin export across the plasma membrane. The coding region runs from base 456 to 2297 and encodes 613 amino acids. Lineage: Eukaryota; Viridiplantae; Streptophyta; Magnoliopsida; Magnoliales; Magnoliaceae. The transcript has 6 exons. The record is from RefSeq and is a predicted model, not a curated record. Gene Ontology annotation, cellular component: plasma membrane; endoplasmic reticulum. Gene Ontology annotation, molecular function: auxin efflux transmembrane transporter activity.
UGCUUUCACUAACACCCCAAAAAAGAACAAAAUACCCAAGUUAGAAAGCUAAAAUCACCCACCCAAGAACCAGAUGCUUGCUAUAUCUUUGCAUUCUAAAUGUUACAAUACCUUUGUCAGAUACACAUCCAUCUCCCCUUGAAACCCUAAACCUACUCCAUACUCCUACCCAAAAACCCAUCUCCCCAAAACCUCCCCAAAAGGCCAAAACAAGGCCUAAUAAAGAAAACCCAAAAAGAAGAAAAGAUUAUUGGAGACUCCAACCUCAAGCACUUCUCUCAAAGCCAUCUCUCUCUCUCUCUCUCUCUCUCUCUCCACAAAACAAAAAACAAAACACAUGCUCCUAGAUGCACUGAAACCUCCUAUCUUUUCUCCAUUUACUACAUCUUCUCCAUUCAACUUAGUUUCCUACUCUUUCUUCACAUCUCCAACAAGAAGAAGAAUUCCUAGGCAAGAUGAUCACUCUAUCGGACUUCUACCAUGUCAUGACUGCCGUCGUUCCACUCUACGUGGCCAUGAUCCUCGCCUACGGCUCCGUCAAAUGGUGGAAGAUCUUCUCCCCCGAUCAAUGCUCCGGCAUCAACCGCUUCGUCGCCCUCUUCGCUGUUCCACUUCUCUCCUUCCACUUUAUCUCCACUAACGAUCCUUACACCAUGAACAUACGUUUCAUCGCCGCCGACACUCUCCAGAAACUGAUCGUCCUCGCCAUCUUAGCCGUCUGGAGUAAAGUAAGCAAGAAAGGCUGCUUGGAGUGGACCAUCACACUCUUCUCACUCUCAACUCUUCCAAACACCCUAGUCAUGGGAAUUCCACUCCUUAAAGGGAUGUAUGGCGACUUCUCCGGCAGUUUGAUGGUCCAGAUCGUUGUCUUGCAGUGUAUUAUCUGGUAUACUCUCAUGCUCUUCAUGUUCGAGUAUAGAGGCGCUAAGUUACUCAUCACCGAGCAGUUCCCAGACACGGCUCGCUCCAUCGUCUCCAUCGCCGUUGAUUCUGAUGUAAUGUCACUUGACGGCCGAGAGAUGCUGCAGACUGAUGCAGAGAUUAGAGAAGAUGGGAAGUUGCACGUGACGGUCCGGAGAUCCAAUGCAUCGCGGUCGGAUAUUUAUUCGCGACGGUCUCAGGCAACCCCACGCCCAUCCAACCUGACUAAUGCUGAAAUAUACUCGCUGCAGUCGAGCCGGAAUCCAACGCCGAGGGGUUCCAGCUUUAAUCACAUGGAUUUCUAUUCAAUGAUGGCAGGGGGACGAAACUCCAACUUCGGUCCAGCGGAAGCGGUUGGAUCAAGGGGUCCAACGCCAAGGCCGUCCAACUACGAAGAGGAAGGCAGCACCAACAAGUCUAGAUUCCAUUACCAUACUGCAGCAGCAGGUGGUGGGGCUCACUACCCGGCUCCGAAUCCAGGGAUGUUUUCUCCUACAGGCUCUAAGCCCUCCGCAACCACUACUGCUGCUGCUAAAAGGACUAAUGGUCAGGCAGCAACGAGAGCGGAUGAAGGGACGAAAGAUCUCCACAUGUUUGUGUGGAGCUCGAGUGCAUCCCCGGUUUCAGAUGUGUUUGGGAAUCAAGAAUAUAUAGGAGGGGCCACUGCCACUGGUGCUGCCACCACCACAGAUGCUCCUGUCAAGGAAGUAAGAAUGGCAGUAUCUCCAGGAAAAGUUGAGGAUCGCGGCGGAGAGCGGCACGGAGAGUAUUUGGAGAGAGAUGAAUUUAGCUUUGGAAAUAGAGUGGAGCAAGAAGGAGAUGUCUAUGGGAAAAAUAAGAGCGGCAGCGGUAGCGAGAAAGGUAAGGCAUUGCCGCCGGCGAGUGUGAUGACACGGCUAAUUCUGAUAAUGGUGUGGAGGAAGUUGAUCAGGAACCCUAAUACAUACUCGAGCUUGAUUGGCCUAACUUGGUCUCUGGUCUCCUAUAGGUGGCAUGUUAGCAUGCCUGCCAUUAUAGCGAAGUCCAUUGCUAUACUGUCGGAUGCAGGUCUUGGAAUGGCCAUGUUCAGCUUAGGGCUGUUCAUGGCAUUGCAGCCAAGGAUCAUAGCAUGUGGCAAUUCAAUUGCAACUUUUGCAAUGGCCGUGAGAUUCCUUACAGGGCCAGCUGUUAUGGCAGCAGCUUCCAUUGCUGUUGGAUUGCGAGGCGUUCUCCUCCAUGUCGCCAUUGUACAGGCAGCCCUUCCUCAAGGCAUUGUACCCUUUGUCUUCGCAAAGGAAUACAACGUACACCCAGAUAUUCUCAGCACCGCGGUUAUUUUUGGGAUGCUAAUUGCAUUGCCCAUAACACUGGUUUAUUACAUUUUACUUGGGCUGUGAAACAAAAACCAUCAUCAGAGUUGCCACUUCCGCCCCAAAAACUGCAAUUUCGGAGAGCUGAACGAGAUGAAUGAAUCCGAUUCAAGUGUUUGGAUGUUGCAUCCGAAAUGGGUAUUUUAGAAAAUUGUAAAAUGAUGUGUUAGUGAGUUGUUAUCUUUGAUUUGUCAUGAUCUCUCUAUUCUCUUCUAUGUCAAUGCUUUAUUAUAGAUAGAAUAUGGAAAAGAUAGAGAGAAUGAAGAAAGAGAAGUUAAAAAUGUUUAAGGUUUUUUAUGACA